CCAAAAUCAAUUUUCCAAUACAAACAUUAUUAUUAAUUUAUUAGCUAAAGAUUUCUUUAAUUAAUUAGUGUUGUGUAUGACAAGUAUGAAUAUGAGCGGAAUAUAUUUGUGGACACUUGUGAACGAAACGUUGUUUGUGCAAAUAAUUAAAUUCCUUUAAUGGUCAUCAUGAUCCGCCUAGUUCUAAUAAACCGAUGAGAAAGUGUUCUUAAAAUGAGUCAACACAAGUUCUGGAAAGGAAUAAAAACGCUGAAUGUAUCCCCUUCGCAACAAGUACCUGACAAGAUCGUUAAACUCUGUUCAUUGGGCGCUGAUUUCAUUGUUCUAGGUAACGACCAUGGCCUCUAUUACUGCGAAAUAAAAGAUGAUAACUUAAAUUUUAAGAAAGUCUCAGGUAUUUCCGCUAUCGACAUAUCCCACCACAAUGAUAUCACUUAUAUUAUAGAUGUACAUGGCCGUAUAUACAAGACAAAUACUAAUUUUAAGAACAAGGAAGAAAUUGUAGUGAAAGAAGAAUCAAAAUGUUGUCCCCAUGGUUUCAAAAGUGCCAGCAAUAAAGUUAAAUUUAGAAAUGUAGUUACAAGUGAUUUUGGGCAGCUCUUCAUAAGUAUCGAUGGACACCUCUGGGGUUCAGGUGCUAUGCCUCAAAUAGCAUUAGAUACUGGUAGUGUUAAAAAAGUACCAUUUUUUGAGGGUAGAACAGUGUACAGUGCUUCCGUGGGUCAGAAUUUUGCUGCUGUGAUAGCACGGAAAAAUGUUAAACAGUCUAGUAAUUGUGAUACAGACAGUGAAAAUGAUGAUGAAGAGGUGUUUGCUUCAAACUGUUCACAAUGUCAAACUAUUAUAGGACUAGCUUCACCCGCUUCAGUUCCAUCAUUAUCUGAAACCUGCCCAUUGGGGGUCCAUAUAAGUAAGUCCAGUGAAGAUUCAAGCAGUACAACAGCGCCUCAAACUGAUGUCCAUGUUGAUGCACAGAGCUUUACAGAAGAUUCCAGCCCCUCAUCUGAAGAAUCUAAAGUUGCAAAAUGUGAUACCAUGCAAAAUGUAAAUAGUAAUUUAGAAAUAGAUGAUUUACAAGAAAAUGAUUAUGUUGAUGAAACUACAGACAAUAUUGAAACACCUAAUGCUAAUGCAGAGAAAAUCAAUAAUAUAUUUAUAAAUACUGAUGCUGCCCGACAAUUCUUAAGUAGGCAGCUAUCAUGGGUAUCUGUGGGUGAAGAUUAUUUAGUAGAAUAUACAGAAAAACCUACAAGAAUUAUAAAAGAAAAUGUUUCUAAUUUAACAAAUUUUGUAUAUGAAGGUGUCAAAACUGUUGGGGAUAAAGUAGCUACACUAUCAAGGCAUGUUAGUGGAAGUAGUGAUAAUAAUGAUAUAGUAGAACUUCCAAACCGCAAUUUUAUUGAAGAAAUUAGUUCUCUUAUGUAUAGUUGCAAUUCUAAUAAGUUUGAAGAUCUACAAUUCUCAACAAGCACAAUUAGUAGUGAAAAAGAUUUUGAAGUAGUAAGAAAAAAUGAUAACCUAAAGAACAUGUCUAAACUCGGAAAAAAUAUAUUAGCUACUGAGCUGUGGACAUGGGGAGAUAUAUCACAUGGACAGUUGGGAAUCGGUGAUACAGUGAAGAGAGUAAAACCUAUGAUAGUCAUGAGUCUAUCUGGAUUUGGGUUACAAAAAGUAUCUUGUGGUAAAUGGCAUUGUGCUGCUUUAACUUUAGAUGGUAGACUCUUUAUGUGGGGCUAUAAUCACUUCAAUCAAGUGAGUUUUGAAUCCAGAGAGGAUAAAAGUAGUCCAAAGCAAUUUACAGAAAAUUCUGACAGUGACAGAGUUAGAGAUAUGAUAGCAACAGACAACCACACACUUGCAUACACUCAUAAUGAAAAUAUUUAUUAUAUGGGUAAACACACUGAUGGAUUCACAGAAGCUGUGAUUAAUUUGAAUGAAAAGAAUGAUGAAAAUACGAAUUCAAAAAAUAAUAGUUUACCCAUAAACUGCAAUGAGUCUCAAAGUCACAGUAAGUCUGAAAACCUUUGCUAUCAUUGGAGAGUACUGUCUUCUGGUACUAUUAGUUAUUGUUCUGUAGAAGAAUCUACAAUUUGUCCAGAAUUCCAAAAUUUGUCCAUUGCUCAACGGUAUCUUGAAGAAUUGCUUUUAAUAUAUCAUUCACUAGUUAAGCCUUUUCUGAAAAAAAGUAAAGCUAUAACUUCACAUUCCAAUGUAUAUGAAAUUGUUUGUGAUAUAUUUGGUGACAUAUUAAAUAUAACUGCUUUAAAUGUUUUAUCAACUUGGCAAUAUGCUGAAAAGCAUGUAAAUGAAUGUGAUAUUUCUAUGAUUAAAAAUUUAGAAGAGUUUAUUUUUUUGUAUCAAAAGUAUUAUGUAGCUAUAAGUAAUUUGAUUGUUAUUGGAGGAUUUGCUCAUAUCAACAAUAUUGUUGAUGUUCCAUCAAGUAUCUAUAAUUUAUUUAGUGAUCAACUACCAACAAAUAAGCAGAAAUAUAAUAAAAAAACUUUAGAAACUUUGGUAGGUUUGGCUUUUGUACAGCCUUUAACUAGAUUAAGUUCAUACAAGUGCAUUGCACAAUCCCUACUACGACGCAAAAUUAAAAGGAAAAAAGGUGAUGCUAAAUAUAACAUUGAUGAUCAAAUCAACAGAGUUGUGUCAUCGUUAGAUGCAUUAAUUGACGAGCAAGAGAAAAAAAGAAAAGAAGCAGAUGUUACAAAAGUUUUCUGGGAGACAAUAGGGAAAAGUUUAGAUCAGUAUAGGACACCUGAAAGACGUUUAAUUAGAGACUCUAAAUCUCGGCCACUAAAUUUGGUAAAUCCUGGGAGAUUCAGUAGCCACUGGUUCAUUCUUUUUAAUGAUUUGUUUGUCCAUAUUAGUGGGAGUACACCAUCUGUCCAUUCUUUGGAAAUAUUAUGGGUUGAAGCCAUUUCUAACACUGACUCCCUACAAAACGUAAUACAGCUCACAACUCCAGAAGAAGUUAUUUCUGUAACCACAACUUCAGAAGAGGAGAAGACUGAAUGGAUCCAUAUCCUUAACACAUCUGUUAAAACAGCAUUAAACAAAGAUUCGGCAUAUAAACCUCCAGCUAUAAGAACAGCUUCUUAUACUUUUUCGUCCAAACAUUCAUUCUAUAAAGAUGCCAAAUACACAGGAAGAUGGCUAGAUGGUAAGGUGCAUGGCAAUGGAAAAGUUGAAUGGCCAGAUGGAAAGUUAUAUGUCGGACAGUUUCAGUUGAACACACUAUGUGGACAUGGAAAAAUGGAAAUUCCUGGAGUAGGAUUAUAUGAAGGACAAUGGAAAGAUAAUCUUCAAAAUGGUUUUGGCAUUAUGAAAUAUACUUCAGGAGACAUUUAUGAAGGAUAUUUUAAAGAUGGCCAACCCCAUGGUCACGGAAUUAAGAAGCAGGGCGAUUUCACUACAUCUACGGCAACUAUAUACACAGGGGAAUGGAUCAAUGGGGCAAGACAAGGUUAUGGUGUAAUGGACGACAUUGGUAAAGGAGAGAAGUAUCUUGGUAACUGGGGUGACAACAAAAAGCAUGGAUGCGGACUUAUAGUUACAUUAGACGGAAUCUACUAUGAAGGCCUGUUUACUCAAGAUGUUUUGACUGGACAUGGUGUGAUGGUCUUUGAAGAUGGUACACAUUACGAAGGAGAGUUUAGAUCUGCAGGAGUGUUUUCAGGAAAGGGUGUUCUGACAUUUUCAAGUGGCGAUAAAGUGGAGGGUUCCUUGAGUGGACACUGGACCGACGGUAUAAAAAUAUCUAAUGGAGUUAUGCAUUUAAAUGUGUCUGAUCCAGCACUCUGUGCUAAUUCAAAACCUAAUUCUUUUGGCAAAUUAAGCGUGGUACCAAAUCAGAAAUGGAACGCAUUAUUUCGUCAAUGCUUUCAAAGCAUGGGAGUCUCCGAUACCGCCUUAACACCGACUGGUAAUCACUUUAUCAACGGCCCGUCAGAUGAUAACACGAAGAUUUGGCAAAACGUUGCAGUGGCUAUAUCUUGCUCUCAUAAAGAUAAGCACGCCAAACCUGCAAAGAAGUCAAAUGGUUCAGAUAUAGAGAAAUCGGUGGAUUGCUUAGAAGUCAUACCACAGUUUGGGCAAAAAACUCUGACUUUGAACGACUACACUGAACUGAAACAGUAUUUGUUCAAUGCUUGUGAAUCGACACAUCACCCCCUUGGACAAUUGGUUCUAAGUCUGACCAAUGCUUUCAACACUACAUACGGAGGCGUCAGGGUGCAUCCCUUACUACUGAGCCAUGCUGUCAAAGAACUGAAGAGCAUCACAACAAGAUUGUACCAGGUGGUUCAACUCCUGUUCCCAGCCUUGCCGCCCGAAGGCAAUGACGUGGUGUUGCCAUAUAAAUCGGAAAAUGAAUCUGAGGACAAUGACGAUAGCAAUCCUAUUGAUGGCGAAGUAGUAUCAGCCGCCUCACUGCUACAGCCGACGCUGCUGCCGCGAGUGCACCCCGCCCUGUUCGUGUUGUACGCUCUACACAACAAGAGGGAGGACGACCUGUACUGGAGGAGGCUCUUGAAGUGGAACCGACAGCCCGAUACCACGCUUAUGGCUUUCCUGGGGAUAGAUCAAAAAUUCUGGACCACAUCGAGCGCCAACCCUCAAACGUCUCCAACAUUUUCACCAAUGAAAGAACAACUGUUCCACGAGGCGGUGGAAACGCUGCAGCAACUGAAGACAACGUUCUCACCCAUCGAGAAGCUGCUGGUGAUUCGCAGCACGUUUCAGAAGAUGACUACGGCUGUGCAGCAAGAAUUAGGUCACCACUACCUCUGGAGUAUGGACGAGUUGUUCCCAGUGUUCCACUUCGUCGUGGUCCGCGCCAGAAUCUUACAGCUGGGCUCGGAGAUACACUUCGUCGAGGAUUUCCUGGAGCCCGGCAUGCAGCAUGGAGAAUUGGGACUUAUGUUUACUACUUUAAAGGCGUGCUACUUUCAAAUCCUGCAAGAGAAGAUGUCAAUCAACCCCUAAUAUAGAGUUAGCUUACAAAUAUUUCACUGAUAGAAAAACCGUGAGAUAUAACGAUUUAUCGGGUAAACACACACUAAGACAUUCAUUUUUAAACUUUACCACUACAGUUAAAUAUCUACGCCAUAUUAAUAUUAUAUGAGUACCUAUCUCUGGUACACUGAGGAUAUAUACUUCAUCAUUUCAACUUUACAUAAGAUUCCUACCACAGUAAAAUGAACUUUAUGGCUUUUGCAGCAGCAUUGGAAAUCGUAUAAUCAAGACCCAUAACAAUGUGGCUGUAAAUGUGAACAGCAUUUUUGGUAUUUAAUCAGGUGUGUGUUUAUUACAGGCAAUAAAGAUCUCACGAAUCAUCCCGAUAAUUAUAUAGAAAUCGAUCAUAAAUGCAAAAUUAUUACUAAAAUGAUCUUGCAAUAACGAUAUCGUGUGCUAUAAUCAUUGAUCUCAUAUUAAAUAGUGGAUGCACAAUCAGUGACCAAAAAACGUCCGAACUCAAUGAGUGCCAAACACAACUUCUUAGCACUCAAUUUAAGUAGUCGCAUUUGCAAAUUCAACCUUAAACUCAAACUUUAAUGUUGAAUUUGCUCUGAAUUUGGGAUUUUAUUGAAUAUUGGACUAUAUUAAAAGGCCUUUAGAUAUAAUUUUGUUUACCAAUAAUUCUAAAACAGUCAAUACAAAAUUGUUCAGUUUUCAAGUGAAUUUUCUAUAUGAUUGUGUGUCCUUUAUAUUAUUAGAGGUCAAUGGCUAUAAUCUAGCACGCGCUGUCUCCACGCAAGUAAUUGUCCAUGUUUUCUAAUUUAUAUUUUUAAUACAAGGUUGAAAAUUUAAAUGUUAUUUACUUGUGUAAAUUGCAAUUUGUCAUGCGAUCAAUGUUUGUCUGCUGAAUGUUUUAACAGCAAAUUUUGCACAGAAUAAAGUGUUUAGGUAAAUCUCUUAUUCUUAUAAUUGAAAUUUUGGUAUAAUUAUGGUCGCGACGUGAUAGAAUUUACUUUUACGAUAUCUUGAAUCUAAACUACCACCUGUUUGUAGUAAAAGAAAAAAAAUAAAUGACUCGUAUUUUUAAAAACUGCCCCAAAAUUAGAAUUGUUAACUAUAUCUAAAUAUAAAUAAUAAAGUGUGUGUGACUUUCCCCAAAUUGCUGAUCCGUCUUAGUUGAGUUGCUGGUAAGAAAACAACUCACAUAGAGUUAUAGACUAUGAUAAAGAGUAGGCUUUACUCUAUGGCCCGCAGAUAAUAUAAACUUACUGUUUUUUUUUUUUCAAACUACUGCUUGUACAUUUUUAUAUUAGUUAAGUACCUUUAGCAAAAUAUUAUAUUUUUCACAUAAAAAUAUAUUAAUGAACAUUUUUGGCUAGUCAAUGUUUUUUUUGUUAAAAUAUAGUAGAAAGCUAAGUGCCACUGUCGUAUAAUUGUUUUUGCAAUAAUUAUUAUUUCGUUUUUUUAUUAUAGUAUACGAUUAUUGUUUUAUUAUUUUAAAAUAAAAUGUGCCAAAGAAUGUAUAAGUAGCAAUAAAUAGUAAUUGUUAUUUUGCGUGCCUAAACUAUACUUUAUACUCAUAAUUGCAGCUUAGCUUAGCAAAUUGUAAUAAAUAUUAUUAAUGAUAAUUAUUAUAUUUUUUUGCUGUUGUGCGAAUAUUAUAGUUCGAAAUAUUGUUAAUAUAUUUUUUUUACUAUACAACCUAGGUACAUAUGUAGCUGUAAGUUUAGAAUAUGUAAUAGGUUACUUAAUGCAAGAAUAAUAUUAUGAGCUCUAAUUUUUUCAUUUUUGAAUAUAACAAUAAUAAUGAUUACAUGUUGACUUGAAACUUGGCAGUUCUUAUAAAAAUUGCUGUUUGUUACGU
Bicyclus anynana (squinting bush brown) is the source of this 6826-nucleotide messenger RNA. RefSeq names its product alsin (gene Als2). Lineage: Eukaryota; Metazoa; Arthropoda; Insecta; Lepidoptera; Nymphalidae. The record is from RefSeq and is a predicted model, not a curated record. Bases 214 to 4989 code for a protein of 1591 amino acids. The transcript is spliced from 9 exons.